Molecule: messenger RNA, 576 nt
Organism: Racocetra fulgida
Lineage: Eukaryota; Fungi; Glomeromycota; Glomeromycetes; Diversisporales; Gigasporaceae
Source: the annotation of a GenBank genome assembly
AUGUCGCGUGAGCACGUGCUCUUCCAUUGCGCGAAUAUAAAAUUACUGGAUGAACCUCACGUGGAGGUUGCAAAAAAUACAAAAGCAACUAAAGAGCCACCUAAGGGUAAAUGGCGGCAGUGGAAAGUUUCAAUAUAUGCGACCGAUGACACCGGGGAAAAGUGUCCUCUGACUUUCGUCGAAAAAGAAUUUCUUAAUCCUGGUCCGUCUUUUCGUAAAUUGCUGUUUCAAGAGAUACCUCUUGAUUCACCGGCCUCUCAAAAAACCACACCUAGCAGACAAAAAAAAUCCAAAUCUUCAAAAUCCGUGUCCAAAUGGCAGAAAACAGAUUCACCGGUCACUUCAUAUGAAUCACCUCAAUCUUCACGUUCUUCAUGUUCAAUAGGCGAAUCUACAAAUGACAAGGAAAACUUCCAAGUGGAUUAUAACAAGUUAGCCAAAAAUCUUUACGAUUUGGAAGGGGAUGAUAUUCUGGAGGUUAUACAUCUUGUAAAAGAGCAUCGAACAGGUGACAUGUAUAUUAACGAAGAUAUUGAAGGUAGGCAUUUAAAAGAUGUGAACUCGCCAAACUUGUAA